Messenger RNA from Liolophura sinensis, 1127 nucleotides. RefSeq names its product protein obstructor-E-like. Gene Ontology annotation, molecular function: chitin binding. The transcript is spliced from 4 exons. NCBI's taxonomy places the organism in Eukaryota, Metazoa, Mollusca, Polyplacophora, Chitonida, Chitonidae. The record is from RefSeq and is a predicted model, not a curated record. Gene Ontology annotation, cellular component: extracellular region. Bases 1 to 477 code for a protein of 158 amino acids.
AUGGUCAUCUGUUCCCACCAAGUGGCACUUCACCCGUUCCACGAGUCUGACGUGAAUUGUAGCCUUGGUAAAGUUUAUGUCCCCAACCCUCACAACUGUGGUCAGUUCUACCAGUGCUUGCACGGAGAACCCAUUCUCAGGUCCUGUCCCGUCGGCCUGUAUUUCAACCCGAUAACACUGAACUGUGAUUGGCCGUUUGCAGUGAGCACCAUGGGAUGUUCUCAGCCGUUAGAGUUUGGGAGAGACUACAAUGGAACGGCCCGGGAAAUCGUCUUCCUGAGGAAAGUCGGUGAGUUAUCAGAUUCAAGCGACGAUUCUCCAUCUGCAACUGUCUGCCCAGAAGGAACCGUACCCAUUGACUGCGCAUGUUCUGCCCCGAGGCGGUGCGAUGGGGCAAUUAUUUCUAACAGGAAAUGCAAGGUAUUCAACGCUUUUCCACAACAGGGGCAACAGGCCAUUGCAACAUGCUUUGACUGAACUAACAACCAGUGAGUUUAAAUGGGUGAACAGCGGCAGUUGGCAGCGCGAUCCCGUGAGCACGUGUCCUAAAGGCUACCACCUCAUCAGGUGCCUUCUGCGAAACCCGUGGAGUAGAGCUGGUUACGUUCACCCCAAGGUCAACUUGGAGCUGAAUCGGUGUGAGACUGACGGGAUUUGUAGUGCAGGGCAGGGAUGCUCAGUCCAAGCGGUGUGCCAAGCGGACAUUGACGUCUGAAAGGUUGUGUAAACUGAGGCAAACUAACCAUCAGUAACAACUAUAGAAUAUAUCCGCGAACUUUUUUCCUAUCUUAAAACAAUCAGUGUCUGAGAUAUACAGCCUGUAAUGCACACCAGUUAUAUUUGCCACUUUAAUUUGUGAACGAUUGAUAGCCAGUAACCAUGCAGGGAGGAAUAUUGUCUGUUCAGUGAUGUAAUAGAAGAAACGUCGAAAUAUGCUUUGGAUGAAAACAAAACGAUUUAGCAAGAAUUGUUUGCUCACUCAAACGUGGAUGAGAUGUACACUGAAAGCAACAUAAUCUAUUGCUUGUAGGAUAUGGCUUCUACAAUGAAUACUUUUCUCAAUCGUAGGUAUUCACCGUGCUAUAAACGAUUUUGACACCUAAAGAAACAAAUCCUACAAAUAUUCA